Oncorhynchus keta (chum salmon) is the source of this 2579-nucleotide messenger RNA. RefSeq names its product synaptogyrin 3a (gene syngr3a). The record is from RefSeq and is a predicted model, not a curated record. The coding region runs from base 110 to 805 and encodes 231 amino acids. The transcript has 5 exons. NCBI's taxonomy places the organism in Eukaryota, Metazoa, Chordata, Actinopteri, Salmoniformes, Salmonidae. Gene Ontology annotation, cellular component: neuromuscular junction; synaptic vesicle membrane.
GCACAUCGUGUGCGCGCAGGACCCUUCCCUAGACUACAAGACAGUACCAAACCCAGCCUGGAGCCUGACGCAAGGUAGCGCACCCAGAGAACAGAGAGAGAGAGAGAAGAUGGACGGAGUGGGAUCGUUCGGAGCGGGCCUGGCGGGUGCUGCCUUCGACCCGGUUUCCUUCAUCAAGCAGCCGACCACCAUCCUCAGGGUCUUGUCCUGGGUAUUCUCCCUGGUGGUGUUUGCCUCUAUAGUGAACGAGGGCUAUGUGAACCUGGGCAGUGAACGUCUCCACUGUGUGUUCAAUAAGAACCCUGAUGCGUGUAACUACGGACUGUUCUGUGGUCUGGUGGGCUUGUUGCUGUGCUCCUUCUUCUUCCUGUUGGAUGUGAAGUUUCAACAGAUCAGCUCUAUUAAGGACAGGAAGAAGGCUGUGAUGCUGGAGGUCGGGGUUUCAGGUUUCUGGACGUUCCUGUGGUUUGUGAGUUUCUGUUUCCUGGCCAAUCAGUGGUCUAGGACCGCCCCUGAGGACCUGCCACUCAACCAGGGGGCUGACGCAGCCAGGGCCUCUAUCGCCUUCUCAUUCUUCUCCAUCCUCACCUGGGCUGGUCUGACAGUGCGUGCAGUCCAGAAAUAUCUCCUGGGAACAGACAUGACCCUCUUCACCACCGACCAUCUGGACGGAGUCGCCCCGGUAACACCAUACCCCCCCACCACCACCGGGGGCGCCAUCGAGCCCAGCGACAACUACCAGAGCCCCCCGUUCACAGAAGGGCUGGAAGCCCCUGCCCCCACAUACCAGGUCCCCAUAUACUAGUCCCUCCCUGUCCUCCAUAUACUAGUCCCUCCCUGUCCCCCUAGUCCCUCCCUGUCCUCAUAUACUAGUCCCUCCCUGUCCCCCUAGUCCCUCCGUGUCCUCAACUCCCUGUCCCCAUAUACUAGUCCCUCCCUGUCCCACAUACUAGUCCCUCCCUGUCCCCAUAUACUAGUCCCUCCCUGUCCUCAUAUACUAGUCCCUCCCUGUCCUCAUAUACUAGUCCCUCCCUGUCCCCCUAGUCCCUCCGUGUCCUCAACUCCCUGUCCCCCUAGUCCCUCCCUGUCCCCAUAUACUUGUCCCUUCCUGUCCCCACAUACCAGGUCCCCAUAUACUAGUCCCUCCCUGUCCUCAUAUACUAGUCCCUCCCUGUCCCCCUAGUCCCUCCGUGUCCUCAUAUACUAGUCCCUCCCUGUCCCCAUAUACUAGUCCCUCCCUGUCCCCUAGUCCCUCCGUGUCCUCAUAUACUAGUCCCUCCCUGUCCCCCUAGUCCCUCCCUGUCCCCAUAUACUAGUCCCUCCCUGUCCCUGCUGGAAGUGCUGAAGGGGACCUAGUUACAUGUACAGUCCCUCCCUGUCCCCAUAUACUAGUCCCUCCCUGUCCCUGCUGGAAGUGCUGAAGGGGACCUAGUUACAUGUACAGUCCCUCCAUGGUAAUGUUUUUAACAGGAUAUUCUGUUCUUGGGUUCGGUGUUAUCUGCAUGUUCUGUAAGACUGACUAAGUGCCAAACUGUCUUGUGUGUCUGACAGUGACUGUAGAUAGUAACUUUCACCACUAUGAUGUUAUAACGUGACCAAGUGUAAUAUCUCCCUCCACCCAGUAGCCACUCUGCCGACCAGUCAUACACUAUUCCCUAUGUAUUAAUGAUGGCCAUCGGAGCCUUUACCACCAGUGCACUUUGUCAGGUAAUAGUGGUUUCAGAUGCGCCCUAAACUAAUGUGUGCAAACAUCACGGAAGAUUCUGGCUUGUUUAUGUUUACAUUCUAGAAGUGGUUUGUUCACAUUUAGAAGCGGUUUGUUUACGUUCUAGAAGUGGUUUGUUUACAUUUAGAAGCUGUUUAUGUUCUAGAAGCGGUUUGUUUACGUUCUAGAAUCUUUUUAUGUUUCUUUUCUAGAAGCUGUUUGUCAUUCUGCAAGCUGCCAAACUGCCCUGCUAGUUGUCUUCCUUCACAGGGCAUCAGUCAGUCAGCUACUCAGAGAUAAACUAGACAUACCAUGAUGGCUCUUUAUUACUGUAUAUACCCUGGGUCUCUCUAAAUCUGCUCUGUGAAAUACAACCGUGCCCAUUGUUACCAUGGUGACAACACACCUACACCCACACACACUCACUAGUGAACCUCACUGCCCAGUGUGUGUGUGUGUGUGUGUGUGUGUGUGUGUGUGUGGUAUUUGUUGUUUCAGGUCUGAAGAAAAAGACAAGUAAAGUGUUCUUCUUCUGUUGGUGGUGUUCCGGAACAGAGGUGUUCCGGAACAGAGGUGUUCCGGAACAGAGGUGUUCCGGAACAGUCUGUUUCACCAUCUUGUACAGUGUCUCUAGGUGAAGCCUAGACAUUACAUGUCACUGUCUGUAUUGACAGUCAUAUUACAUAUUAUAUUACAAUUCAAGAGGUUGUGUGUUUGUUGAUAUAACAGUCAACAGAUGAAUAUAAUGCUGAAUAUAACUGACCUCCAGAAAGCCUUGUCUGUGGUGCCAUCUGGUCCUUGUAACACUAGCGGUGUAACAGCGCCCUCUAGCUGCCGAGGGACUCAAGCUUUUAAUUAAAGGCCCAAUGCUGCA